Sclerotinia trifoliorum is the source of this 1627-nucleotide messenger RNA. Lineage: Eukaryota; Fungi; Ascomycota; Leotiomycetes; Helotiales; Sclerotiniaceae. The record is from the annotation of a GenBank genome assembly.
AUCCUGGGCGAGGUCGACAUGAAAGAGUUUACACCUUUUCUGGAUGAAGAGGUAUGCUCAAGGAUGCUCCAAAUUCCUUCGUCCCUUUCCUUGUUCAAAUUUCUACCAAUUAGAAGCACAAAUCCUCGAAUCACCGUCAUACAAGCUGAUGACAAAGACAAAAGAACGCAACUCCACGGCCGUUUUCAGAUUCGGCAAACGUCAGCAAAUACAUACUUUCCAUAUAUACAUACAUAGUUCAAGCAUGUGUUACAGAAUAUACCCCGCCAUUCCUGGCUUAAACGCAUUAUAUAUCUAGCGACCAUGAGCCACAUAAUUGAUCUUCAUCUACUUGACAUAAUUACCAAGCGAUAUUCCACAAUGACCGCCAUUCAUCUAAAUACUAUAAAUGCCGAUGGCAUCAAUAUGUUCUACAGAGAGGCUGGGCUUCCUGAAGCACCCACGCUCCUUCUUCUUCAUGGGUUCCCUAGCUCAUCCCAUCAAUACCGCAAUCUAAUUCCUCUCCUCUCCAAGAAAUACCAUCUCAUAGCACCAGAUCUCCCCGGUUUCGGAUUCACGGAAAUCCCCGAAUCUCGAAACUAUAAAUACACUUUCGAUUCUCUAACCACAUCUAUCGAAUCUUUCUUGCACGAACUUAAUAUACAAAAAUUCUCCAUGUACAUCUUCGACUACGGCGCACCCAUAGGACUACGUCUAGCACUCCGCCAUCCACAAGCCAUCCAGUCAAUCAUUUCCCAAAACGGCAAUGCCUAUACCGAAGGACUUGGUGAUUUCUGGACCCCCUUUCAAAAACUGUGGAAAGCCCAAACACCCGAAGAACUAUCCGCCUCCAAAGAACCCAUCAAAUCCAUCAUCUCCCUCGACUCAACCAAAUGGCAAUACAACACCGGAACCCCUCCAACGCAUCUCCAUAACAUCGCACCAGAAUCCUAUACUCUCGACUAUGCACUCCUUUCUCGUCCUGGAAAUGCAGAAAUCCAACUCGAUCUCUUCUAUGAUUAUCGUACGAAUUUAGAGUUUUAUCCCGCGUUUCAGAAGUUUUUUAGGGAGGAGAAUGUUCCUGUGCUCGCGGUUUGGGGUAGGAAUGAUGAGAUUUUUGUGAAGGCUGGGGCGGAGGCGUUUAAGAGGGAUUGCGGGAAUUUGGUGGUUGAGUUUUUGGAUGCGGGGCAUUUUGCUGUGGAAACACAUGUCGAGGAGAUUGCUGAGGCGAUUUUGAGGUUUAAGGAGAAGUUUGCUCUUUAGUUGGUAGAGUUGUUUGUGGUGGAAAAGUUGGGGUUUCUUUAUGUGGAAAUUUUGGACGGAUUAGUGUCGUCACUUUGAAUGGAAUGUAUUGUGCAAAGUUUCUUGAAAUUUCUUAUUGACUUAUCACAAGACAUCAUGUAUUAUCGUUCCUAGUAUUCGAUGAGAUCAUUCAGUGACGGAUAGAAACUGUUCAAUUCUAAAAAGAAAAAUUGCCGAAUAGUGUGAUGAAUCGGAAGACUUCACGGACGAAGUCUGCAAGCCCGGCAUGUCCGACAAUAUCAUUUUUCAUUCCUAACAAGAUUGUUAGAAGGUAGCAAGGAGACUGACGGGGAGUAUCACACGAGUUUAAUCUUUAACGAUAGAGAGAGGAUUGCCAAUUGAGGAU